ACACUCGUAGAGAAGAGAAAGAAACAAGCUCAUCACUAAAAGUAAUCAAAGUUAAAAAUCCAAUAUCAGAAGUUCUGCAGUAAAGGCUUAAGAUGAAGCAGUUCUCCCUUUCUUUGUUAGCUCUUUUCCUAAUAACUUUGUUCCUCGGGAACAUCAAAACAAUUGAAGGGUCCUUGCGGGAUCCUUUCAGAGUCUUGGAGCAAAUCCCACUAGGUCUUGAUAGGGAUCAGAGCGUGGCUCUGUCUCCAGCGAGAGUGGACUGGAAAGAAACACCAGAAGAGCAUGUGAUCAGGCUCGAUGUGCCGGGGAUGAAGAAGGAUGAGAUAAAGAUAGAAGUGGAGGUGAAUCGAGUUGUGCAGAUAAGCGGCGAGAGGAUACGAGAGGAAGAGAAAGAAGGAGAUCAUUGGCAUAGAGUUGAGAGGUCUUACGGCAAGUUCUGGAGACAGUUUAGAAUGCCUGACAACGUGGAUUUGGACACUAUCAAGGCCAAGCUUGAGAACGGUGUGCUCACCAUUACCAUCAACAAGAUUUCGACAGACAAAGUCAAGGGUCCAAGAGUUGUUGACAUUGAGUUUAAAGAUGACCAAACUGACAAAGUCAGUUCUGCUUAGUCCUAACAAGAGCUCUUGCUAAAUCCAGAACCGAGUUUGAUGUCUUGUAAGAUCUAUGUAAUAUAUUUUUCUAAAUGCAAUAAAUCCUGUAACAGGUCUUUAUAUUAU
This is a messenger RNA of Raphanus sativus (radish), 719 nucleotides long. RefSeq names its product 22.0 kDa heat shock protein. NCBI's taxonomy places the organism in Eukaryota, Viridiplantae, Streptophyta, Magnoliopsida, Brassicales, Brassicaceae. The transcript has a single exon. Gene Ontology annotation, biological process: response to hydrogen peroxide; response to heat; protein folding. The record is from RefSeq and is a predicted model, not a curated record.